Messenger RNA from Struthio camelus australis, 3366 nucleotides. Lineage: Eukaryota; Metazoa; Chordata; Aves; Struthioniformes; Struthionidae. The record is from RefSeq and is a predicted model, not a curated record.
AUGACCCCGCCGAGCUGCGGGUCCUGGAACAGCUCCUGCAGCCGCCGCCUCACCGCCAUCUUCUCCCGCCCUGCGUUCGAGAGCGGCACCCGCCUUCUCGGCCUCCCCAUUGGAGCGGCCCUACGGGUAUAUGACAGUGACCCAGCCUGGCCUGAUCUUGGCAGUUCAUAUGUUUUGAUUUCUCUGCAGGCAGACAAAUUGUUGAAAGCACUGAAGCAACAUUUUCAUGGAGCAAAACAAGAAAAUGAAAAUAUGGACUCUGAAGAAAGUGCAUCUGCUUCCAUCGAAUUGGAUGAACAGAACAGUCAGGAGGAACUUAUGCCUGAUCCAGUGUGUUUUAUCACAAAAAGGCGUGGAAAAGAAAAGAAAGCAACCAGAAAAAAAAACAAUUCCAAUGAGGAAACUAACAGCAGUGAAGACAAUACAGGGCAUUCUGCUGAGAAAGAGGAGCAUUCAGAAAUGAAAGAAAACAAAGUGCCACAGCAUGAAAAGGGACAGAAAGUAUUCCAAAACGAUAAAUCAGUAACUAAAAAGAGAGCUAUAGAGAAUCCAGCGAUGGGUAUGGGGCAGAAAGAGCAACCAGAGAAGAUUUCCACUAAGAGAAGUGGAGUGGAAUGUGAUGCUCUUCUAGCUCAUCCCGCAGGAGGGAAGAUCCCUUUAUAUGUAGGCCGUGCAUCUAAGUCUGGGAAAACGGGAACAAAAGCUACCACACCGAACUUCAAAAAGUUGCAUGAGGCUCACUUCAGGAAAAUGGAGUCCAUUGCUGACUACAUUGAGAGGAAAAAAAAAAUAAUUGAAAACUGCAGCAGUUCUCUCAAUGAAGUCAAGGUGCUGGCCAAAAAAUCUAAUCAUUUAAGGGUAUCAGAAAAAGGUACUCCACAUAACAAUUCUAAGAAACAUUCCAGUGGUAAAACAUUCUUAUUCAGCCCAAAUCCAGAGAGAGGCAGAUUCUCCACCACCUGCACUCCUAGCAACCUCCGACGCUCACCACGCAGUUCUUCGAACACUGCAAAUAGGACUAUUUUAUCCAGGAAAUCUUCAUUUAAUCCUUCUGUCCUCUCAACAACCAAAAUGAAUGUCAGGUUCUCAGAAGCCACAAGAGAUAAUGAGCAUAAGCGCUCUCUUACUAAGACUCCAUCUAGAAUGUCUCCGUACUUGGAGGAGGCCUGCACACCUGAUAGCCAGAAGAGCAGCAAAAUCCUAAGUAGGAAAAACAGCAAGGGGAAUGCAACAAGUAAUGAUCUGAACGCAUCAAAGGGCAAAGUGAAUGUUAUCACCCCCUUCAAGUUCGCAGCUCACGUUGUAGAAUCCACAAGCACAAAGAAGACAUUUGAUCUCAAAGCCAGUCUCUCAAGGCCGCUUCGGUAUCAGCCCCAUAAAGGAAGACUAAAACCUUGGGGAGAAUUUAAAGAAAGUACAGUCCUAAAUAAGUCUGCGAACAGCAACAUCUCUUCAUACAGGAAAGACUACAAACAGCCACCUCUCCAGACAAGGGAAGAAAGGCGCGAAAAGCAUGAGCAGGAGAGAAAGAAGAAAAAGGCUCAGGCUCUCGGAAACCGUAGAGGACUAACUGUGGCUUAGGAGCAAUCAGAAAUACCUAAGAGCUCACUGUAAAUACUGUUCCUCUCAUGUAAAUAUUUGUGCUAUCUGUGCAUUAGAGUAUUUGUCAAGUUGCUAUUACUAGUGGAAUUGAAAGAGCUUUGAAUAAGACCUCAUAGUGUAUCUGAGCAUAAUGUUUAAGUGAUUGACUCUUCCAAUAAGUUGAAAGUUCUAAGCUUCUAGGAGUUUAGAAUUACUUCCAGUUACUGAUAAUAUUUUCAUUUAACUCUUGAAUUGACUGGAUACUCUUGACUUUGAACAAAGGCAUCUUCAACAAGUAGAUUUGAUAAGUCUGAACUAAAAGAUGUUGAAGGAGAAAAUGUAAGUGAAAAAAGAUGCUCAGAGAGCCUCCUUGUAACUUAAGUCAGGCUUCCCCAAGAGAGUGCAUUCCUUACUUGCUAGAAUGCAUUCUUUGGACUGCAAGCUUCAAAAUGUUCUACUGGUAAUAAAAACAGCUGGGGAUACCUGCUUGCCCCUUUCCCCAAACCAAUCCUUAAAUCUUUUAACAACCGUUAGACCAAUUAUUCACCAUUCCCUGCUACUCCAUAUGCAAUUAGAAAUCUCCAGGAGAAUAACAAAUAUUUGACCUCUUUGGGAAGCUACAAAGCUUAUGGCAUAGUGUAAUUUUAAAAUAUAACUUUUUUAAAAGUCACAACUAAAAAGUGAUUUUUUUUCAAGUUACCAACUGGAUGCUUUGUGAACAGUUAAGAUUUUGGUUUUUUCCAUGUUAAAUAGCAGAUGUUAAUACAACAAUUACUCUGCUUUAUUCUCUAUAAUGCUUAAAAGGUGUUUAAAGUAUUACUGAGGUACACUCAGCAUCUCAGAUUUAGAAGCUGGUGUUGCUGUCAGGUUUUCUGUCUAUUUUCCCACCCAAAGUAACUAUCUGGAUUAUUUUGGAUGAAGCAGUGACUGGAAAGGUAAUUUAGCAGUUGUAAUCUCAUAGUUAGAAUUGUGAGCAAAUAAUUAUUUGAGUAUACUCUCCUAUCACAUCAAAUAUAUGCUGGAAUGUCAAGCUCAGAAAAUUUUUUUAUAAACUUAAAUGGGAGAAAAAAUAAAUGUUUUGUAUAUAUCAUGGUUUUGAAUAUAUUAUUGUUAUAUCACUUGUGUGCACUAUGUGUAACUGCAUCUACUAUAGCACUGAUUUUGCUCACAUUCGUAUUAUUACUCGUCUCCUUUUUCUGUAACUGAUUGGUUUUCCUUACUGAUUAGCUUGCCUACCACUUUUUGAAUACACGUGUAUUCUGAUAACUUCAGAAAGGCUAAGCAUUGCCCCUGUUUUGCUCUUAAUCUAUUACUUAAUUUUGUGCAAGAAGAAAAUGAUAGUAUAGGACACCCUCGUGUUUUGUCAUGAGUCUCCUAUCAAAGAUAGAUACACUUAAUAUUUUUUAAAUGCUCUUAAAUAAGGAGUGUGUGGAGGAUGUCUAUGUUUUGAUUAGACUAAGAUUAUAGAACAUGUGGAACUAAACUAUUCAGUGACUGAUUGUCCUUUAACACUGUCUCAACUUACUAGAAAACAAACCUCAAAAAUUGAGGUACUGAGCUUUUGUGAUGCCAGCUGAGCCUGUGAUUUUACAGUACUGCUGCGUUCAGCUGACUGCCCUCUUAUCAGAAAGGGUGACCAGAUCUUGCCGGUUCCAGGUUGUCCCUCUCUAACUAUAGUGCCAAGGGCAGUGCUCAUCAAGUUCUCCGCUGCGUCAUUUUAGGGAACUGAUAGUGAUGGGGGGUGUCAUCCACUUCCUCCCCCCUCCCCAACCUUGGAGCAUUACA